Nicotiana tabacum (common tobacco) is the source of this 526-nucleotide messenger RNA. RefSeq lists its product as uncharacterized. NCBI's taxonomy places the organism in Eukaryota, Viridiplantae, Streptophyta, Magnoliopsida, Solanales, Solanaceae. The record is from RefSeq and is a predicted model, not a curated record. Gene Ontology annotation, biological process: regulation of root meristem growth. Gene Ontology annotation, molecular function: growth factor activity.
UUAAGAAUGUUGUCCUUAACUUUUAGUAGCUUAAUGCUUGUUCUGCUUUUCAUUUUGCUAUCCAUAAAAGAUACUAUUGCUCAUACUGACAAAGUUAAACAAAAUUUUGUGGUCGAUGAAGCUGGAAAUGAUAUUGCUAAGGCAGGAAGGAACCACCUUAGUGAGGAGAAGGAAGUUUUGGAUGGUCAUAUUUCAGCAUCUAUUCAAUUUGCCAGUGACAGAAUUAGAGGAAGAAAAAGGAUGUUGGAGCAAAGGAAUAUGAGGCAAAGUACUAAGAAAAUUGAAGCCAUGCCAAGUAAAGGGCAAGGAAAGCUUCGAAUGCAAAAUAAAGUGAGUGGCAGAAGUAGCCAUUCUGAUAAUGUGAAGGUCAAUAGAGGAAGUUUCACAGCAUUCAGUGCUGAUUAUCACAUGCCAAGAACGCACCCUCCAAAAAAUAACUGAGCUACAAAAUUCUUGAAUUUUUGGCGUAUCAUGAUAUUCUUUACUAUUUAUACUGUAUCUAUCUAAUAUUGGAAAAUCAAGCAAA